Molecule: messenger RNA, 411 nt
Organism: Nyctereutes procyonoides (raccoon dog)
Lineage: Eukaryota; Metazoa; Chordata; Mammalia; Carnivora; Canidae
Product: ADP-ribosylation factor-like protein 2-binding protein
Exons: 1
Coding region: 1-411 (136 amino acids)
Biological process (GO): positive regulation of tyrosine phosphorylation of STAT protein; maintenance of protein location in nucleus
Cellular component (GO): mitochondrial intermembrane space
Source: RefSeq, a predicted model, not a curated record
AUGGAGGCCGCAGAAGUCUUGGGAAAAGAGAGCUUCUCAUCGUCCAUCUCUUCCAUCUCUGAAGGCCAAUUUGGUGCUGUGGUUGGCUCUACCCAGGACGUUGUCAUGGAUGCAGAGUUCCAGGUACUGCUGAGAAACCUCAUGGACAGAUACUACCAGGAGGUAGAGAAUGAACUCACCUACACCCUCGCUUGUAAUGAAUACCUCUCUUUGGUAGAAAAGUACAUUGAAGAACAGCUGCUGGCGUGGAUUCCCAAAUUCAACAAGGCGGCUUCCAUAGCAACAGCACAGCACCGUGAAGAUGAGGUGGCCAAUGACCUAUUCAACAUGCUGUUCACAUUUACGGACUUUCUGGCGUUCAGAUGUUUCUGGACUAUAGAGCAGAAAAAGAAGGCCAAGGGCUGGCCUUAA